AUCAUUGGUCUGAUUAUUAACACAUCUAUGGUAAUAUCAUUCCUAUGAAUACUUCUUAUAAGUGGGAUGUACAACAGAGCCCAAAAGUGCACAUAUGCACAAAAUGACACAAAAUGAUCAGAAUUAUGCACAAUAACACACAUAAAAAUCCAAAAUGUGGACAAGACUAAGUUUAAUAUAACAUCUGUUUAACUUCUAACAUGAAAGUAAGGUUAAUAAUAUAACGGAUUACACAUUUUUCUGUUUCGAUCAGCUCCAACUCCAUUAAGUUGCGAUCAGCCUCCAUUGACGUUUGCAUACACUAGCAUACACACAAAACAUCGGCGAAGAAGAGCAAACCCGUGAAAACACAAAGAGCCAACUAGCGUUUCGGCGGUGUAAUUGCAGUACGACGCAUAGUCUCAACGCAGAACCAUAAAUGUUCACGACGGCAUCGUCUACGUACGUAGGAACAAUAAAUUGGCCUUAAGUUGUCAGAAAAAUUCCUCUUUGCCCCUCUGAUCUCCUAUUCCAGUGUGAAUUUGGCCUGUUUAUACAAGACUUUGUCCCCCCUUCUGUAAGCAUCUUCUUUGGCCUGACGGAGCUGUCUGAGUUUUGCCGUGAACCACGGUUUGUCGUUGUUGUAAGUUAGAUAAGACUUGGUAGGGAUGCACAUAUCCUCACAGACACUGAUAUAUCAAGUUACAGUUUCUGUCAGCUCGUCCAGAUCAGUGGCAACAGCUUCAAAAACAGUCUAAUCAGUGAAAGAGAAACAGGCUUGUAAAUCCUGCUCUGUUUCAAUAGUCCAUCUUUUAACAGUUCUUAAUACAGGUGAAAGUAUUAUCAUUUCAAAUACAGUAGAACAGCACUUCUACAUACCACUGCUGUGUGUGGCAGUGUAGAGCAUCUGCUACGUUUAACAAUUUUUUCAGUUUCCUAUUUCUCUGUGCUUUAAGGCUCCCCAACCGGAAACUGAAGAGGGUUCUUGCGUUAAACGCGGAAGUAACGCGUACAUAGAGCCCAUUGCUUAUUAAUUAAACAAUAAUAUUCUAUAUAGCUCUUUUUAUUGUUUACACAGUGUGAUGGUUGUAAAGAAACAUUCAAUAUUUAAACAUUCCAUAACGCCCCAAAACAGAUUGAACAUAAUAUGUAUAAUUCAGUAGCGAACCGUGACGUUUGAGCAUUGGCCCUCUGCAACCCAACAACCCAGUCCGCAUCCAUCAUUAUACCAUCACACUUACCACAUGAUACAUUUACAAUGCUACUCCAGACUUGAAACGCAACAAGCCAAACAGCACAUCAAGACAGUUAUCAUCAAAAUAAAAUGCAAUACAAAUCAUUAUUACACAUAUGCAUUAUUAUCAGCGAUCGGCGAUCCGUGUGUAUGUGCUCUUCAACGGAAUAAUGGACCGGGUUGCACACACACAUGACCGACACUGCCCCCCAGUCUGAUCACAAAACAACCCAGACUAACGUACACAAUACCAGAUUAAAAAGCAACACCUCAUGAGAGCGCUCUCAGCAAAGAAAACAUACACUAUAAACAAAGAUUCACCAGCGAAUAAACUGUGAUUAUAAUAAAUCUUAAUAUUAAACUUGUAACGUCACAGUGAACAAAACGUAUGGAACUGACCGUAGUAAAUGUACAAUUUAUCUGAUAAAAUGUCACUGUUAUGCAGAAUAACAGAAAAUAUGCACAAUAUGUUACAUUUAAGACUGACCAGUCAAAAACACUCUCAAAUUAAGCUCACAUCAGCAACCAAAAUUAAUUGAGGCACGGCGGCCUAAUAAAUCAUAAAUAACUUACAAUUUGAUGAUCAAAUUACUUGAUAACCAAGUCUUCCUCCUGUUGUUUUGAACAACGUUUAUCAGCUUUUCUCUUUUUUUCUGAGACUUGAUAACCAAGUGUUUUGCGUUUUGAAUGACGUUUUCCGCAAUUCUUCUUUUUUUUUAAGUUUGGCGGUUGGCGAACCAACUUGGGUGCUUCUUCCGCUUUAUGAGAUUGCUGGUGAACAACCCCACAGAUUGGCGGAAUGUUAGCAAAAAACUACCGCACGCCGGUUUAUAAAGACGAUAUGAUUGGUCAGUUUUACUCAAAAUCACUCAAAAUGAAUCUCUCCCAUUGAUUUAUUGUAGUGUCAGCCAGCAGUAUGCUAACAGAAGGCUCCCGACGUAAGCACACGUUCGACUUCUUGCAGCAUGCGCAGGCUGCGCAGACAGCGUAUGACAUCGCAGAAUUGCGACUUUGAGGCUGCAUGCUUUAAAGAACAAGUCCUCGUUUUUAAGUCCGCGACCUUGGAAGGUUGCAGCCCCCGAAUUGGGACACACCUAAUGAGUACGUUUGAUCACAGAGGCACUCAACAAUGCUCAACCCUAGUGCUGUCGGUUGCUGUAAUGUGAACGUUUUUUAAGAAAACAUAUCGUUAUUGCUUCGUGACAAAUCACCUCACCUUGUACCUUGUAAAACUGUUCCAUAAGACAACGUAUUAAUUGAUACGAAGAAUGCAAUGAACGAAUGCAGUCAGGUCUCGUUCAAACGUAAAUCAUGACGCAAUUAGUCACGAGAGCCAAUGGCACUUCACCUUCGAAACUGACAUAAUGACGCAAUCAGUCACGUGACUCGCUAGAGCCAAUGCUAUACUAGCUAACGUAGCGCUUCUUCUGGUGGCAAUUUAUAUGUGUUCACUGGAUAUUUACAGCGGAUGGUGAUUGCUUUUGACACUGUUACUCACAAAUCGAUCGUUUGAACUUGGUAGCAUGGAAUAUUUUUAGUUUUAAAAAAGUGAUUGUUGUUUAUUAUACGUUUUAAAUUAAAGCAAUAAGCCCCAAGAAGCAGUGGGUUACAGUGCAUUUUAUAGCAGCUAAGGGGUGUUGUUACACUGGGUUCACACGAAUUAACACGAAUUAAGCUUUUGGCGCGAGUAAAUUACAUACAAAGUCGAUGCAAAGACGCGUGUAGAAGCGAACUCGCGGUAGGCGGUGCGAAUGACGCGAAUCGGGUGGCGCGAUUGCCGUGUCUUCCGCGAAGGUCAGAUCGCGUCACUUAAGUGAAAAUAACGAACUUUUCCCGCGAGUAAUAACGGACGCGAUUGUUCACGUUUGGUGUGAACCCAGCGCUCGGCACGACGCGAAGCGGAGAUAUAAAACUCCCUUAGUUGUUAUAAAAUGCACUGUAGCCCACUGCUUGGGGCUUAUUGCUUUAAUAAAACGGUUAUUCCAUAGCAAGCUGAAACACAGACGCAACAGUGGCGCAGUGAAACUUAGGCUAUGUAAUAUGGUCGGCAGUUAUAAAUCGGGUAUUUUCCCUUAAGAAAAUUAACCAUGUUUUUUGUGGUACAAGUGUAGUAACCAUAUUUUUUUGGUGGAUUGAUUACUUAGGGCAAAACCAUGGUUUUACUACAGUAACCAUCGUUUACUAUGGUUUUUACAAAAAACAUGGUUUUCAAAACCAUGGUUAUUUUGUGAUAACCAUUGUUUUACUACAGUAACCAUGGUUUUUUGGUUUUAACUGUAGUAAAACCAUGGUCAAUUUUCGUAAUGGUUAUAACAGCUUAGAACGUGACUCAACCAAGAAGAAUCAAGGACCGUUCAGAACUGACCGUUUUAAAAUAAAUAACGUUACUUCCUCAAAAUGACUGAACAACGUGAUGCAAAUGCUUGUUAAAUUGAAAAUCGUACCUUAAUACACCAGUAUAGAAUUGUAUAAUGGAGUGGUGUAGGGAUAACGUAUUUUUGUUCCCUCGACGAAAGCCUAUUAAUUUUUCCCAUAGACUUUUGGAAGAUCGCAAAAAUAAGAUCUGUGAUUAAUAAAGGUUUAUGAUGUUUACACAUUUUGUGAUCAUUAUACAUUAACACAACAUUGGGAAGUACGUCAUCACCCCGCGUGUAUAGUCUUUUGACCAUCAUGUUUUUGUUAUGCUGCCCUUUGUUGAGACUGACUUGUUGAUUAUUAUUGAAUAUCUUGUUGAACUUUAUCAUCUGCCGGUUUACUGCCUGUCUACCUUGCUGACAACUGCAAAACUACUUGUUAUCUCUCAGGUGUUUGAGAUCUUGUGUUAUUUAUUUAAAAUGUGUACCUGAUGCUGCUAAUUUCAGUAGUAAAUUGUUAUUAUAUUUUGUGAAUAACAUUCAGUUAUAUGUCUCUGUUCAUCUAACUCAUUUAAUAAUUCAUAUUAUUUUGGGAUUUGUUAACAUUUGUACAGUAAAUGAUCAUUUUUAAAACAGUGUUUACCUGGAAAAUGUGAAUAAUUUCAGAGUAUAUUGACUGUGAUGCAAAACAAAAACACAUUUGUAAAUGAACGAAAGACCAGCUGCACAACUAUGUGUACAUACUGCUGCAAGUAGCAUGUGUGUAUGGUAAACCCAAUAACGUGUAACUCUAUAUUGCAGAUUCUGGCACCAUUGCCCAAAACUGUCUAUGUCUAUGGGAAUUAUUUAUGAAUAAAGAUUUCACGCUAAAGGCUUUAAACAACUGCCUCCUGAUUAAGUGUUUUGACCAGUGUGCAUUUAGCUGCAGACUUCAUUAGGUUUUGAAAUAGUAAAUGCUGGUUUUGCUGGUACACCAGCUGGACCAACACAAAUCAACCAGCCUGAACCACCAUAGAAACACAAACCGAUCUUUAUUUUUCUUUGCUUUUUUAUAUUGACGUUAACCCUUCAAUACUGCUAAGCAUUACAAAUGUUUUAAUAUUAAUGAGUUGCAUGUACUUAGCCCUGCCUAUUGACUCUGAUGGUGAGCAGGUGAGGGAUGUUAUUAAUUGCCAUGGUGACGUCACUGUGAGUGAAUAGAGCGAGUUGAAGCAGAGCUGCUGUCCAUUCGCACGGAUGCUGAACACUGACAUGCAGCUGACACGCCACUCUUACUCUAUGAGGGCCAUAAAAGCAGCACUUAUUGUGUCUUGUUUGCUGUGUCAAGUAGUUCGCACUUCUACAGCCUGCACUUCACACAUGGGUGCUUGUGUUUCUCCACGCUUCUGCAAAAACGAACAAGGUUUCUUCACACAUAUCUGUGAUUUUAAAGAUGGAAGCGGCCAGUUGACUGAUCCAAAGCUCUGUAACAACACUCUUCAGAUGACACUGACGCGAUCACCAGCUCUGGGAGAGUGCCUCUGUUAUUCUUCAGAUCCAUGCAGCACUCUACAACAGAUGUGUUCUCAAUGCCAGCACCAUUCGGCUCAAGAAAACAAGAAACAUGAUGCAGAAUGGCAAACCGGCGGUCAAAUAGACCACCGCAUAAACAGGUCAUGUCUGGAGGAGAUAAUGGCGUGUAUUGAAGAUGAAAUGUGUAACAGGAAGAUGGUGCCGUUUGUUCAGGCCUGCAGUGCUUACCAUUGCAAGUCGCUCCAGUGCAGGCAGGCUAUGGGUCACUUCUACUCAACUCUUCCUCACAGUAGAGCUGAGACAAUGGUGUUCUGUGAAUGUGAUAGAGAAGACCAGGAAUGCCAGCAGAUGAAGGACUCUCUACACUCUGGCUCCUGUGUGACGGAUGAGUCACAGACACCCUGGACCUGCCUAGAGAUGCUGGACAGCUGCUCUGGAGAUGUAUUGUGCAGGCAGAUAUUUAACAGUUACCUGUCGGAUUGUUUCGGUGCAGAGAAAGCUCCGCUUGAUCAUCAGUAUUCUGCAAGUGACUGGCUACAGCUACUAGAUCCAGACUUCUUCCUUGGAGAACAGCAACAAUGCAGGGUGGCCUUUGUGGCUACAAUGGGUUCAGUCCUUCACCAUCCAUGUAUUUGUGACAGAUUACAUCAUCAAGACCUGCAUAAGUGUACUAGGCUGCAACAACUUUUUCAAAACAAGUCUCUUUUCAAGCUUUCAAGGACCAAAGAAACUCUCAGACACAAACUAUCAGAUGAAAUAAAUGUUGGGCCACAACCAACCAAUGAAUCAAGUUCUGAACAACAGCUAACCAAUGAAUUAAGCACUAAGCUUUUAAGCGAUCAGCUGUUGUACUUGUUGAUUUACAUCUCUGUGUUGAUGGUGGUGGUAAUGUUUGCAGUCAGCCUCGUUUUGCACAGACUAAGGAGAUUACACCAAGCUGCUGGUAAACAGCAAGGUUUUGAGGCCCAUCAGUCAAAGUCUCUAAUGUUGGUGUCUGAUAACAUAUAAGUGUAGUGAUUUUAUUGUAAUUGUUUUAUUGCAUGUUUAGUUACAGCAUUCACAGUCACUUUUUAAUAUAUGAUUUCAUUAAAGGCAGGGUAACCGAUUUCCGAAUUACGCUUUAGACAACUGAGUCGGGCCUAGUACCAAAACAACCUUGUAGCCAAUCAGCAGUAAGGUGCACAGUGCACAGGUGAAAGAUGGGGGUAGGGGUUUGAUUUGGUGAUUUGAACAUCAACAACGGCUAAGAGAAAUCGGACACCCUGCCUUUAAUGUCCUGAUUUCUACUACAAUGAAUGGUUGGUAAACAGAUGAGAUAAUUUUCAUAAUUGAUCGUAUCUUGUUAUAUACAGUAUAUGUGACACUGGACAACAAAACCAGUCUUAAGGGUAAAAUUUUCGAAAUUGAGAUUUUUACAUAAUCUGAAAGCUGAAUGAAUAAGCUUUCUGUUGAUAUAUGUUUCUAUUUGAUGUAUGGUUCUGUUGAUAUUUGUUAGCAUAGGACAAUAUUUGGCCAAAACUAUUUAAAACUCUGGAAUCUGAGGGUGCAAAAAAUCGAAACAAUCGCCUAUAAUGUUGUCUAUCAGAGGCACUGUAACAGGCUGUUGCUAAGAAGAAACAUGUUUGUUUUAACGUUCUCUUUUGGUUUACUGCUGUAAUGACAUUGGAUUAUUUUGGUAUGGAAUAACAUUUAAUAACAUUAAACUGUUCACAACUAGCCCAGGAACAUGGGUUGUUUUAAGACUUGUCUUUAAGUACACAUUGUUUUAACAAUGUGUUUUUAUUCCUUUCAUGUACUACUUAACAUUAGACCUUAACUACUACUGUAUGUAAUCACAUUAAAUACGAGCAAGACUUUAGAUUUACUGUAACUACGUGUUUCUCACAUUUAUUGCUAAUGGGUUUGAGGUAUUGUUAUAGGUUUAGGUGUAAGGCCAUGUUUAGGGUUAUGGUUAAGGGUAAGAGUUAGAUUUUUAAGCAUGGGUUGGGUUGGGUUACGGUUAGGGGUAACAUUAACAGUGUUAAUACACGUUAAUUAAGUGCAAGUACUUUAAAUGUAAUUGCCAUGCACCAACAUGUAUGCACAUAAUUCUGAAGUAAAUUGUAUCGAAUGGUCAAGUACAGUACAUCGUAGAUAAGGCCAUAUAAUAAUCAUUUGUGACUAAUGUGUUAAACUCUGUGUAGUUCAGUAUGGCAUAAUAUCAGUCAAUAAGGCUUAUGCUUUGUGCUUGUGUGUUCUUGGUUCAGGGCAAAUGCGUUGCACUAUAAAUAAAGGGCUGAUGUGUGACCAACUUGAAGACAGUCUUUGAUAUGAGAAAGUAAACGCUCAAUCCAGAUGUUUGUAAGACUUGUCAGAGACACAGGGCACAGCACUAAAUCACCAUUAGAGACUUUAACACAGGCAUUGAGAUGUUUCACUAAAGCCAUUAUGCACAGAUGGUAAAACUUCACAUGGGGUUUAACAGGGUUAAUAUGCCACUUACAUUAUUGUAUAUUUUCCAUCAUGUACUGUAUUUUGCAAUUUCCACUACAC
This is a messenger RNA of Triplophysa rosa, 7611 nucleotides long. RefSeq names its product GDNF family receptor alpha like (gene gfral). The transcript has 9 exons. The coding region runs from base 4804 to 6087 and encodes 427 amino acids. The record is from RefSeq and is a predicted model, not a curated record. NCBI's taxonomy places the organism in Eukaryota, Metazoa, Chordata, Actinopteri, Cypriniformes, Nemacheilidae. Gene Ontology annotation, biological process: nervous system development. Gene Ontology annotation, molecular function: signaling receptor activity. Gene Ontology annotation, cellular component: signaling receptor complex; external side of plasma membrane.